CAAACCUUCGGACACCUAGUUUCGAGUAGGAAUCUCGCAAUCGAGAGAAUGCUAAGGCAAUGCUGUAGAGCGAAUAAUUUAGAUUUAGAUUUUUUUAGAAAUGCAAAGAACAAAAUAAUGCCUAAAAUGCCACAAAAGCAUACAGAUUUGUGCUUUCCCCAGUUGGGAUGUAUGCAAAACGGGUGAAAAGAGUCAACUGAAUAACCUUCAAAGAUUUUUUCAACUUUUACUGCUUUGGAACCAGCCUAGGUCAAACCGAUUUGCAUGAUUUACUUCUCACCUCAACUAAUCAGUAACGAUGUGGAAUUAAAUUACUUCAGUUCACGACACGGCACAUGAUUUAAGCGAAUAUGACCAGAUAAUCUCGGGUAGAGGAGGUAGAUGUGCCUUAAAAGCAUACUGAAAAAGCCCGUGGGCCGUCACCUUAUACCUGUAACAACUGGUGUCUUACUUCUCCACACAAGAAUGCUCCAAUUUCAAGUAACGCUAACGAUGUGUCCAAAUUUGCAUAAACAAGACACGAAAGCUAACCGGCCCAGAGUUUCAUUGGCGCGUUGCGUGUCAACAAAAUGUUUUGUUACAAUGCUAGCAGGCUUCUUCCUUCAGUGUCCAGUCCAUGCAUUUUGACUAUCUCAGGUUAUCGUCAUGAAUGUGUAAAGUCAGCAUUUUCUUUACAACAGCUGUUACCUCAAUGGCACAAACAACCGCGCGCGUUCAGAAAUUCAAAUGAUUUGCACUUCAAAAAAGCGAAAAGGUCAACAGAUCGCAUCUCUUACGUACUCAAUAGAUCGCAUCCCGUUCAUGUAUAUAAACUGGUACGUCUGAACACAGCAUCAGCAAUCUCUAGCCGUAUUGCAGAACACGAUGGCAUCUCUUCGACUACUCGUUGCGCUGGUAGUUUCCCUGCUCAGUCCGGAAGCAACCCUAGCCUUCGGCUGGAACUGGCUGCUGGGAUUCGCCACGACUACAAGUUCCACUACCUCAUCAACCUCAUCAUCGUCAACCGCGUCCGCCUCCAGCAACACUCCCAACAACUACCAACUCUCGAUCGGCAACCGUCAAAAUACCUUCGCAAACCUCACCGACUACGGUACAAUGAUAUCCAACGUAAUGAUCAACCUAGCCCGGUUCAACGGAACCGCUGCAAGCGGUGACGACGCGGCCGUAACUCUGCUGGACGAUGCGGUCCUUUCGGUUGCCGAAGCAUACCGCAACGAGUCGACCGCUGUCAUCGCGGGACGACUUGCGUGGUUCAACGAUCAGAUCGCGCAAGCAAACCGAAGCGCAAGCGACGUUCACCAUCAGCAUAUCCGCGAUCUCGUUGGGGACUUUGCGCGCGAUACCCGAGCGGGAACGCUCGGGCUUAGCAACGCAAUCCGGGAUUGUUUGGCCAGGUCGGUGCAGGUCGAAGACGUCAUUCGGUCCGUUGAGAACCGGAGUGAAAGCGGGUGUUUGAGGGCGAAGAUACAGCGAAUGCUGGAGCUGAGAGCCGAAGCUGCCAGCAACCUAACCGAGUUCCUUGAAAGCCAACAAGCCGUAGAAGAUCGUCUGGAGAUUUGCGUUGACCUGCAGGAUGACUUUGACGAUGACAUGAGCGACUUUUACAAAGUCGCUUGCGUCUCUUCGAUUCUCUUUGACGUUCAAAUGGAAACGGCAAAGCUGGAACUCACCGCGGAAGAGCUGACGGCCGAAGCCGGGGUGACGGUGAGGCAGCUGAGGGCCGGACUGCUCGAGUGUGUGGUUGACGUAGCUAAUUACGCCUUCGAUGCCUCGCUGAAGCUGCGCCACUGGAUUAAUGUGUGCAGCGCGGCACGAUAAGUGGUGCAUUUCGCUUUGUCAAAUAAACAAGAUUGAUGAUAA
This is a messenger RNA of Culex pipiens pallens (northern house mosquito), 1860 nucleotides long. RefSeq lists its product as uncharacterized. Lineage: Eukaryota; Metazoa; Arthropoda; Insecta; Diptera; Culicidae. The coding region runs from base 865 to 1818 and encodes 317 amino acids. The transcript is spliced from 2 exons. The record is from RefSeq and is a predicted model, not a curated record.